AUGGCGAUUUCAUCAACCGCACUGAAUCUCAACUCACUCUACACACCACCAUGCACAUCACCAACACUUUUAUCUUCUUCCAAUUCAUCCUUGUUCACCAACACUUUCAAACCCUUGAAUCUGGUUCACGCACACAGAUCCAGUGUGCCGGAGCUUGCGGUUAUUGCCGGUGUUGCUACGCUUCUGUUUGGCCCUAAAGCGUUGCCGGAAAUUGGUCGGAACUUUGGGAAAACGUUGAAGAGCUUUCAACAGGAACUUGAUGAAGGUGGGGAAGGGCAGAGCCGCAGAGGUGUGAACGGCGUUGGCGGAGGUGAGCAAGGGCGGAGGUGA
Helianthus annuus (common sunflower) is the source of this 330-nucleotide messenger RNA. Its product is annotated as sec-independent protein translocase protein TATA, chloroplastic-like. The transcript is spliced from 4 exons. The record is from RefSeq and is a predicted model, not a curated record. Gene Ontology annotation, biological process: protein transport. Bases 1 to 330 code for a protein of 109 amino acids. NCBI's taxonomy places the organism in Eukaryota, Viridiplantae, Streptophyta, Magnoliopsida, Asterales, Asteraceae.